This is a messenger RNA of Rhopilema esculentum, 1033 nucleotides long. Its product is annotated as nitric oxide synthase-interacting protein. Gene Ontology annotation, molecular function: ubiquitin protein ligase activity. Gene Ontology annotation, cellular component: nucleus. The record is from RefSeq and is a predicted model, not a curated record. NCBI's taxonomy places the organism in Eukaryota, Metazoa, Cnidaria, Scyphozoa, Rhizostomeae, Rhizostomatidae.
AUGACCAGGCACGGAAAGAAUUGUACAGCGAGUGCAGUAUAUUCUUAUCACGAAAAAAAGAAGGACACAAAGUCCUCAGGAUAUGGCUCACAGUCUGACAGACUCAGUAAAGACUCGGUAAAAGAUUUUGAUUGUUGUGGCCUAACAUUGCAACCAUGUAGAGAGCCUGUUAUUACGUCAGAAGGUUUUUUGUACGACAAAGAAGCAAUUUUGGAAUACAUAGUCCAUCAAAAGCAGGAAUAUUCUAGAAAACUAAGAGAGUAUGAGAAACAGAAAAAGAAGUCUACAGAACGGGAGAGAGAAGAAGUACAAUCUGUAAAGAAGAAAGAUGUUGAAAAGUUUUUAACUGCUGAAAGUGUGAUUUUGACCAAGAAAAGCAGUGCUUUCUCUAAAUCACAGGAAAAAGGUUCUGGCUCAACAUCUGGAGCAUCUGGUGACAAAAAAGCAAAUGACCAAGGAAACAAGCUUCCAAGCUUUUGGAUUCCUUCCCUAACUCCUCAAGCAGCCAAAGAAGAAACAAAGAAGCCAGAUAGUAAAGUAUAUUGCCCUAUGAGUGGUAAGCCACUUAAACUGAAAGAGCUCUAUCCAGUCAAAUUUACACCUGUAGUAAAUGAUGACAGCAAACCAACUAUUGCCAAAGAUGCAAGAUAUAUGUGCCCAGUUACUCAUGAUCUGCUAGGAAACUCUGUUCCAUGUGCAGUCUUGAAACCAACAGGUGAUGUUGUAACAAUGGAGUGCGUGGAGAACAUUAUAAAAAAGGACUGGCUGUGCCCACUGACGGGUAAGCCCUUAAAGGAAACCGACAUAAUUGAAAUGAACCGUGGUGGGACUGGAUUUUCAGGAAGUGGCAACGAACUAAAGGCGAAAUCAUUCCGUCCAUCGAUGCAAACAUCUUAAAAUCUUCAGCAAUAGUUAAAGAUUGCAUUGCAUUUCAAUUUGAUGCAAUUUUUUUAUAUCCACAGGUUUCUUUCUUGAUGUAAAUCAUAAUUUGAUGUUAAGCCAAUAUUAACAAGAUUACAAAACACUGUGUAAA